AUGACCCACAGGCACCCCACAGGGCCUGUCUGCAGCCUGACAUUUGUGGCCCUCCUGGUCAUCCUAAGCACAGAACUCCCAUCCCUGGGAGCCGGGAUACAGCUUCGAGACAAUGGGUAUGAUGGAGUCCUCGUGGCAAUAAAUCCUCAGGUAGCUGAGAAUCAGAGCCUCAUUUCAAACAUUCAGGAAAUGAUAACUGAAGCUUCUUUUUAUCUAUUCAAUGCUACCAAGAGAAGAGUGUUUUUCAGGAACAUACAGAUUUUAAUACCUGCAACAUGGAAAGCUAAUAAUUACAGCAAAGCAGUACUUGAAUCAUAUGAAAAGGCGAAUGUCCUCGUGACUGACUGGAAUGGGGCAUAUGGGGAUGACCCAUUUGCUCUGCAAUACAGAGGGUGUGGACAGGAGGGAAAGUACAUUCACUUCACACCUGCCUUCCUACUGAAUGAGAAAUUCACAGCAGGCUAUGGCGCACGAGGCAGAGUGUUUGUCCAUGAAUGGGCCCAUCUCCGUUGGGGAGUGUUUGAUGAAUAUAACAAUGACAAGCCUUUCUACAUAAAUGGGCAGAAUCAAAUUAAAGUAACAAGGUGUUCAUCUGACAUCACAGGCAUCUUUGUAUGUGAAAAAGGCCCUUGCCCCCAAGAAAACUGUAUCAUUAGUAAGCUUUUCAAAGAAGGAUGUGUGUUUGUCUACAACAGCACCCAAAAUGCCACUGCAUCAAUAAUGUUCAUGCAAAGUUUAUCUUCUGUGGUUGAAUUCUGUAACGCAAGUACCCACAACCAAGAAUCUCCUAACCGCCAGAACCAAAUAUGCAGCCUCUCAAGUGCAUGGGACAUAAUCACAGCCUCGGAUGACUUUAACCGCAGCGCUCCCUUGGGUGGGACCGAGCUCCCACCUCCUCCCACAUUCUCCCUUGUGCAGGCUGGUGACAAGGUGGUCUGUCUCGUGCUGGAUGUGUCCAGCAAGAUGGCCGAGGCUGACAGACUCCUUCGACUGCAACAAGCAGCAGAAUUUUUUUUGAUGCAGAUUGUGGAAAUUCACACUUUUGUGGGCACUGCCAGUUUCAGUAGCAAAGGAGAGAUCAGAGCCCCGCUACAGCAAAUUAACAGCCGCGAUGACCGAAAGCAGCUGGUUUCUCACCUGCCUACCACUGUGUCCACUGAAGCAGAAAUCAGCGUGUGCUCCGGACUAAAGAAGGGGUUUCAGGUGGUGGAAAAACUGAAUGGCAAAGCUUACGGCGCUGUGAUCAUAUUAGUGACCAGCGGGGCUGAUGAGCACGUUGGCAGCUGCUUGCACAGUGUGCUCACCAGCGGCUCAACCGUCCAUUCCAUCACCCUGGGAUCAUCGGCAGCCAGAAACCUGGAGGAAUUAGCACGUCGUACAGGAGGUUUAAAGUUCUUCAUUCCGGAUCAAUCAAACUCCAAUAGCAUGAUGGAUGCUUUCAGUAGAAUUUCCUCUGGAACUGGAGACAUUUUCCAGCAAAGUAUCCAGCUUGAAAGUACAAGUGAAAAUGUUAAACCUCACCAUCAACUCAGAAACACUGUGCUUGUGGAUAACAGUGUGGGCAAUGGCACUGUCUUUCUAGUCACGUGGCAGACCAGCGGUCCCCCUGAGAUUGUACUAUUCGAUCCUAAUGGAAGAAAAUACCACAUAAACAGUUUCAUCACCAACCCAGCUUUCCAGACAGCUAGUCUUUGGAUUCCAGGAACUGCUAAGCCUGGGCCCUGGACUUACAUACUGAACAAUACCCACCAUUCUCCUCAAGCCCUAAAAAUGACAGUGGCCUCUCGUGCCUCCAGCUCAGCUGUACCCCCAGUCACUGUGGAAGCCUUUGUAGACAGAGAUACCACGAGUUUUCCCCACCCUGUGAUGAUUUAUGCAAACGUGAGAAAGGGGUCUUAUCCCAUCUGGAAUGCCACUGUAACCGCUACCAUUGAGCCAGAGACUGGAGAGCCUGUUAGGCUGAAACUUCUUGAUGAUGGAGCAGGUGCUGAUAUUAUAAAAGAUGAUGGAAUUUACUCGAGGUAUUUUUUCUCCUUUGCUGUAAGUGGUAGAUACAGCUUAAAAGUACACGUCAGUCGCUCUCCUGGCAUACAUGUCCUCGCGCACUCUGCUCUAGGGAGUCGUGCCAUGUAUGCACCAGGAUACAUAGCAAACGGUAAUAUUCAGAUGAAUGCACCGAUAUACUCAGUGGGCAGGAAAGAGGAGCAGCAAAAGUGGGGUUUUAGCCGAACGAGCUCAGGGGGCUCCUUCUCAGUGCUGGGAGUCCCAGCUGGCCCCCACCCUGAUGUGUUUCCACCGUGCAAAAUUACAGACCUGGAAGCUGCCAGAGCAGAAGAGGAGGUGACCUUAUCUUGGACAGCACCUGGAGAAGACUUCGAUCAGGGCCAGGCUACAAGCUAUGAAAUAAGAAUGAGUAAUAGUCUACAGAAUAUUCAAGAUGACUUUCACAAUGCCAUUUUAGUGAAUACAUCAAAGCUAAAUCCUCAGCAAGCUGGCACCAGAGAGAUAUUUACAUUCUCAUCCACAUUUUUCAUGAAUACACCUGAAUAUCAACUUGUUGGAGAAACCCAAGACAGCCACAGAAUUUAUGUGGCCAUUCGAGCAAUGGAUAGAAACUCCUUAAAGUCUGUUGUAUCUAACAUUGCCCAAGUGUCUCUGUUUGUUCCCCCAAAUUCUGUUCCUGUGCUUGCCAGAGAUCGUCUUAUAUUGAAAGGAGUUUUAAUAGUGAUUUGUUCAAUAGGAAUGAUUUGCCUUAUUAUAGUUGCAACACAUUGUACUUUAAAUAGGAAAAAGAGAGCAGACAAGAAAGAAAAUGGAACAAAAUUACUAUGA
Messenger RNA from Lepus europaeus (European hare), 2832 nucleotides. RefSeq names its product chloride channel accessory 2 (gene CLCA2). NCBI's taxonomy places the organism in Eukaryota, Metazoa, Chordata, Mammalia, Lagomorpha, Leporidae. Bases 1 to 2832 code for a protein of 943 amino acids. Gene Ontology annotation, molecular function: intracellularly calcium-gated chloride channel activity. The transcript is spliced from 14 exons. The record is from RefSeq and is a predicted model, not a curated record. Gene Ontology annotation, biological process: chloride transport.